Capsaspora owczarzaki ATCC 30864 is the source of this 849-nucleotide messenger RNA. RefSeq lists its product as hypothetical. The record is from RefSeq and is a predicted model, not a curated record. NCBI's taxonomy places the organism in Eukaryota, Filasterea, Ministeriida, Capsasporidae. Bases 1 to 849 code for a protein of 282 amino acids. The transcript is spliced from 2 exons.
AUGCCUACCGACCUGCGCCAAGUGCUGCGGCGGUGGGGCGCACCGAGCACCAACUCGCCGAUAGCGCGGCGCAUCCGCAUUGUCAUUGUGCUGCUGGUUGUGUUUGGCGUGUUCUGGUGGCUGCUCCAGAUGGCGUCGAGCGACCGCUUGCACCCGAUUGACCAGAGCGAGGCCCUCUUCCACGCCGUCUACGGGACGCCGAUGCCGUCGCGCGACUUCAAGUGCUACGAGUCGAGCAGAUUCCAGUACCAGCUCACGGCGUUCGCCAUCUUCCGAGACGCAGACAAGUACCUCAAGGAGUGGAUAGAGUUCCACAGACUGGUCGGCUUUGACCACUUCCUCAUGUACAACAACAACUCGACAGACAACUUCCGCGAGGUGCUCGUUCCGUACAUGCGAGCUGGACUCGUCACGCUGAUAGAUUUCCCGACCAUUCUGACGCACGAUAUCUCGGGCUAUCUCAUCCAGAACACGCAAAAAGUCGGCAUCAUUGAUGGCGUCCAGCGCUUCCGAUGCCUGACGCGCUACAUGGGCAUCUUUGACAUUGACGAAUUCUUCUUCCCAACGUCGCCCAAGCAGUCGUUGCUCACACUAAUGAACACGUUCGUGGGUAGCGGCAAAUGCGGCGGCGUUGCCGCCUGGCGACUCAACUUUGGCUCCAACAACCACACGACGACUCCGCCCGGACUGGUCCUGGAAGAGUACACGCGUCGCAGCAACGAAGUCAUCACUGGCAAGAAGGUCUUGUUCAACCCAAGGCAGAUGGCCGGUCUGCACAACACCCACAGCUUGUACUUUUACGACGGCAAGCCCUUGUGCGAUGAAAAGUUCCGCGAGCUCGACGACUGA